This is a messenger RNA of Huiozyma naganishii CBS 8797, 1119 nucleotides long. It is a transcript of the gene LYS1, whose product is annotated as saccharopine dehydrogenase (NAD+, L-lysine-forming). Lineage: Eukaryota; Fungi; Ascomycota; Saccharomycetes; Saccharomycetales; Saccharomycetaceae. Gene Ontology annotation, cellular component: cytoplasm. The transcript has a single exon. The record is from RefSeq and is a predicted model, not a curated record. Gene Ontology annotation, molecular function: saccharopine dehydrogenase (NAD+, L-lysine-forming) activity. The coding region runs from base 1 to 1119 and encodes 372 amino acids.
AUGUCCGUUACGUUGCACUUGAGAGCCGAGACGAAGCCACUGGAGGCACGCGCUGCUUUGACGCCGACAACGGUCAAGAAACUGCUCCAGAAGGGGUUCGAGGUGUACGUCGAGGACUCGCCGCAGUCGAUCUUCAACACGGAGGAGUACCGUCGUGCUGGGGCGAAGAUUGUCCCCGCUGGGUCGUGGAUUUCAGCACCAAGGGACAGAGUCAUCGUUGGGUUGAAGGAGAUGCCAGAGGAGGACAGGUUCCCCCUAGUGCACGAACAUAUCCAGUUUGCUCACUGUUACAAGAACCAGGAGGGGUGGAAGGACGUCCUGCAGAGGUUCGUCAACGGGAACGGUGUUCUGUACGAUUUGGAAUUUCUAGUGGACGACAGUGGGAGAAGAGUCGCCGCGUUCGGGUUCUACGCUGGGUUCGCCGGUGCCGCGUUGGGGGUCAUCGAUUGGGCGUUCAAACAGACACACUCCGAUGGGGAAGACCUUCCAGGGGUGACGCCGUACCCGAACGAAACUGCUCUCAUCAAAGACGUUAAAAAGGACCUUGACAUAGCGUUGAAGAAGGGUGCCAAGAAACCCACAGUGCUCAUUAUAGGUGCUAAAGGGAGGUGUGGAUCUGGGGCAGUCCAGUUGUUGCAGAAAGUCGGGAUCCCAGAUGAGAAUAUCUUGAAAUGGGAUAUCGCUGAGACCUCCAAGGGUGGGCCCUUCAAAGAGAUCGCACAGGCAGAUAUCUUUAUUAACUGCAUAUACCUCUCACAACCAAUCCCACCGUUCAUCAACUACGAUCUGUUGAACAGGAACGACAGAAGACUCAGAACCGUCGUAGACGUCUCUGCGGAUACAACAAACCCACAUAACCCGAUCCCCAUCUACGACGUCGCAACAGUUUUCGAUAAUCCAACGGUAAGAGUACCGACAACUGAAGGACCAAAACUGUCAGUGGUCUCGAUCGACCAUCUACCGUCCUUACUCCCCAGAGAAGCCUCCGAAUUUUACUCAGAGGACCUCCUGCCCUCGUUGGAACAACUGCCAAACAGGUACACUGCGCCAGUAUGGACAAGAGCAGAACAACUGUACAAUAGACACUGUGCCCGCGCUUACAGAGCGUCCAAGUUUUAG